Molecule: messenger RNA, 1273 nt
Organism: Wyeomyia smithii (pitcher-plant mosquito)
Lineage: Eukaryota; Metazoa; Arthropoda; Insecta; Diptera; Culicidae
Exons: 4
Coding region: 116-1273 (385 amino acids)
Cellular component (GO): nucleus
Molecular function (GO): DNA binding
Source: RefSeq, a predicted model, not a curated record
UUUGUGCUCAGCUGAUUUAAGUGUUUUGAAGCUAUUGAAUUGUUGUUUUUCACCAGCGGCAAGUGUUAUUACAUCGAAUAUACGUCGAUCAACAUAUUUCGCAUAAAAUAUCGCAAUGGUCCGCAACUAUGUCCGGAAGUCCAAUUGGCGGUCUUGGACUGUUGAACAGCUACGAUCGGCGCUAGAGGCAAUCAAAAACGGUAUUUCCAAAAAUCAUGCAGCUCGGGUGUACGGAACUCCGAAGAAAACGCUCAUCCGCUACUUGACAAAAUCCAACAAUUUAUCUUCGCUUCCACGUUUGGGAAGUUUCAAAUCAGUGUUUACCGACGAGCAGGAGCGGCAACUAGUCAAUCAUAUUGUUAGCAUGAGUGAGUGUUAUUACGGAUUGACCCAAAGAGAUGUUAGAAGUUUGGCAUUUGAAUUGGCCGAAAUGAACCAGAUUUCACAUCCGUUCAGUCAGUCGGAAAAGUUAGCAGGUUAUGACUGGUUAAAACGCUUUCUAAAACGCCAUCCAAAUCUUUCUUUACGGUCUGCGGAAAAUACUUCUUUGGCAAGAGCCACAGGAUUCAAUCGACACAGUGUGCGCAAAUAUUUUGAUCUUCUUGAGGGGAUCUUCGCCGACCAUCAAUACCCACCCCAAAGAAUUUGGAACAUGGAUGAAACGGGAUUUUCCACGGUUCAGACUAAGCUACCAAAAGUUUUAGCAAAAAAAGGGCAACAUCAAGUGGGAGCCAUUUCAUCCAGCGAAAGAGGUGUAAACACUACGGUGGUACUGGCCAUGUCUGCAUCUGGAGCAUAUUUACCACCAAUGUUCAUCUUCGCUAGGCACAGAAUGAAUGAUGCUCUUAAGGUCGGGGCCCCUGAAGGAUCAGUGUUUACCUGUAAUCCUAGUGGUUGGAGUACAUUGAUUACCUGUUCCAGCUGGUUCGACCACUUUUUAUCUCAUACUCGACCAUCUAUUGAUUCGCCAGUUUUACUUAUACUCGAUGGCCACUCUACUCACACAAGAAAUUUGCAGAUGUUGGAAAAGGCAGAAAAGAACUUUGCUCGAAUUAUUUCAAUUCCACCACAUACAUCACAUAAGGUUCAACCAUUGGAUGUCGCCUUGAUGGGCCCGUUGAAAUCACAUUACGCCACAGCGAAUGGAAAUUUCUUGAAGAAAAACCCAGGAAAAACAAUCACUGCUUACAACGUCUGUGAACUAGUAAAUCACGCCUUUGUCAAAUCAGCGAACAUGUCAUCUGCCCAAAAUGGAUUUCGUAUAUCCAUUUAA